Siniperca chuatsi (mandarin fish) is the source of this 13102-nucleotide messenger RNA. Its product is annotated as IgGFc-binding protein. NCBI's taxonomy places the organism in Eukaryota, Metazoa, Chordata, Actinopteri, Centrarchiformes, Sinipercidae. The transcript is spliced from 48 exons. The coding region runs from base 56 to 12526 and encodes 4156 amino acids. Gene Ontology annotation, molecular function: protein binding. Gene Ontology annotation, biological process: cell-matrix adhesion. The record is from RefSeq and is a predicted model, not a curated record.
CAUAUAAGAACAAAAGAAGCACAUAUGAACAGAUUUGAAUUUUGACUUUUGGAGAAUGGCAAGUCAAAUCAUGUUGCCUGUGCUGCUUUUGGGGAUGAUAAGUACGGUAACUCCUCAGACUUCAGGACCUCUCUACCAAAUUGCUGGAACAACAAGCUUUCAAUCAGACGAUGGCAGUUCCCCUCAAAUUCUGCUGCAACGACCAUUUCUUUUUUUUGGACGGGCGUAUAAUCAGAUUUAUGUGAACCACAAUGGACACCUGACCUUUGACUUUCCAUGGUCCAGUUACACGCCUCAAAUCUUUCCACUACAUGGAUCCAGAGACAUCAUCGCUCCAUUCUGGACAGAUUUGGACAACAGACAAAAUGGUCAGAUCUACUAUAACCAAUACACCAGCGGCAGUGUUCUCCAACAAGCUACACGAGACAUUAAUCAGUACUUCCCAGGGUUGAACUUCAAUGCCAACUGGGUCUUUGUUGCAACAUGGUAUGAGGUGGCCUACUUUCCUAAUUCAGGAACACAAACAACGGUCCAAGCAGUCUUGAUCUCUGGUGGCCAGUACUCGUUUGUGCUGUUGAAUUAUGGGAUAAUAGCCUUAACAUCUCUAAGUGUACAGGCAGGAUAUGACACAAUCGAUUCCACUCACCAUUUCACCAUCCCUGGAUCAUUCUCUAGCACUGCAACAGGCAUUAACUCAAAUUUCCACCUGAACAGCAAUGUCAAUGUACCCGGUCGCUGGGCCUUCCGGACAGACCAUGGAUCAAGAGGUUGCACUUUCAAUGGUGAACCCGUGCAGCUGGGUGACUCAUUCUGGAGCGACAGUACCUGUGCACAGAAGUGCACCUGCACCUCAGCAGGCCUGCAGUGCCACAGCCAACCCUGCUCCUUUUCCCAAAUCUGCCGGCCUACUGGCUUUCAGUUCUCCUGCCAGACGGUGCAGAGAGGCACCUGCACCAUUAGUGGUGAUCCACAUUACUAUACCUUCGAUGGCACAGUGUUUCACUUCCAGGGCACCUGCACUUACGUUCUCUCAGAGCAAUGUGGUGGAGGGCUGCCCUACUAUAGAGUAGAGGGCAAGAACGAGCACCGGGGCAGCACUCAUGUCUCUUGGACACGACUUGUCAAAGUGUAUGUCUAUAAUGAAAUCAUUGAGCUUGUCAAGGGACAUCGUGGUGAGGCUAAGGUUAAUGGAAACUUUGUAGCCACCCCGAUCUCCCUUGGCAAUGGCACUGUCCAGGUUUAUGAGUCAGGUUUUUCUGUGAUCAUCAGUACUGACUUUGGCUUGGAGGUAUCCUAUGACGCCUACCAUUAUGUCAGGAUCAGUGUGCCCUACAGCUACCAGAAUGCAACAUGUGGCCUGUGUGGAAACUUCAACAAUGAUCCCAGGGAUGACUUUCGAACCCGCCGAGGCGAGGUCGUGAGCUCGGAUGUGGUUUUUGCCAACAGUUGGAAAGCAUCAGGGGAUAAUGAGCCUGGUUGCGGGACCAGAUGCGGAGGUCUAGACUGUGCUGCCUGCACUGAGGCUCAGACAGAUUUAUACAGCAGUACUGCCCAUUGUGGUAUCCUACAGAGCAGUUCUGGACCUUUUGCUGCUUGCCAUCAACGACUUCCCCCACAGACCUUUGUGGAGAGCUGUGUGUAUGAUCUGUGUGUAGGAGGAGGGUACCAGCCCAUUCUGUGUCAAGCCCUAAAUGUGUAUGCAAGUCAGUGUCAACAGAAUGGUAUACAGCUGCCAAGCUGGAGGAGACAAGGCUUCUGUGAAAUCCCCUGCCCAGCCAACAGCCACUUUGAGUCCCAAGGGACAGGAUGUCCAGCUACCUGUGUCAAUCCCAAUUCUACCUACAACUGCCCUCUCCCUGCCCAGGAGAGCUGCAUCUGCAAUUCAGGCUACAUCCUCAGUGCUGGGGUCUGCGUCCCGCAUGCUGAAUGUGGCUGCAGCUUUGAGGGUCGCUACUACCGCUCUGGAGAAACUGUAAUACUAGAUGAGAACUGUGGGCGACAUUGUAGCUGCAAUUAUGGCUCCAUGACUUGUCGCCCCCAUGGUUGUGGUCCACUAGAGUCUUGCAGGGUGGUGGAAGGAGAAAGAGGAUGCAGACCUAACAGCUAUGCAACAUGCUGGAUAAGGGGCCCAGGGUCAUAUUAUACGUUUGAUGGACUGACAUAUCAGUAUCCUGGGGCAUGUCGAUUGACCCUUGCCAAAGUGAUGGGAUUGUCUAGUCAUCCACACUUUGUGGUGACAGCAGAAAAAGUGCCCAGAGGCCAGCAGGGUUUUGCCAGGGUACUAAAGUUUGAGGCAGAGGGAACUCAAAUUUCCAUUGAAAUGACAGGUAGCAGCAAAGUUCAGGUCAACGGUCAGCUCAUCAGACUACCUUUCAGCUCAGCAUCCAAUAGAAUCCAAAUCUACCACAGCAGCAUUCACAGUAUCAUUGUUCGCACCUCCUUUGGUGUAACUGUGCAGACAGUCUGGCCUCACUUUGUGCGUGUCACUGCACCUGGUAUCUACAAUGGCUCACUAGGGGGACUAUGUGGUAAUUACAAUGGUCAGCCACAUGACGACUUCCGCACACCCAAUGGCAUCCUGGUCAGCAGCUCUCAGGUCUUUGGGGACAGUUGGCGAAAUGGCUCCCUCGCUGCACACUGCGUGGAAAGUGUAAAUCAUAAUUCUACAACAAAUUACAAUUCUAGUGAGUACUGUGGCAUUCUUGACUCACCGCAUGGGCCGUUUGCCCAGUGUUGGGCCAUGGUGGACCCACAGCAGCAUGUGAAUGUAUGUGUGGAGAUCCUUAGAGCCUCUAGAGAUCCAGCAUCAGCACUAUGUGAGCUCCUACGAGAUUAUGCACUAAUGUGUCAACAGAAGGGUGUUGCCCUAGGACACUGGAGGAAUGCGGCUGGCUGUGAGCAAAACUGUCCUCUAAACAGCCAUUAUGAACUCUGUGGAACCUCUUGUCCUUCCGCCUGCCCCAGCCUUUCCUUUCCUUUCGCCUGUGACACUGUGUGCCAGGAUGGGUGCCAGUGUGAUGAUGGCUUUGUCCUCAAUGGCAACCAGUGCGUGCCACCAACAGAUUGCGGAUGCUAUCACCAAGGACGCUAUCGGCAAGGUGGCGAACACUUCUGGGAUGGUGAGGAAUGUCAGAGCUUGUGUAGCUGUAAUGGCACUACUGGGGCAGUCCACUGUAUCCCCAACUCCUGUGGUCCCCAGGAGUCCUGUCGUGUGGUGGGGGGUGAGUUUGGCUGCCAUUCCAAACCUGAUGGCACCUGCUCUGCCUCUGGAGACCCCCACUACCUUACCUUUGAUGGCAAGGCCUAUGACUUCCAGGGAACCUGCCGUUAUGUUUUGGCGACCCUUUGUAACGCCACAGAUGGUCUCCACCAAUUUUCUGUUGAAGCUAAGAAUGAGCCAUGGAGCGGGUUGCCAGUUUCAAUAACAGCUGAAGUUUUUGUGAAUGUGUGGGGCUAUCGAGUGCGUAUUUCAAGGGAAAGUAGCGGUAUGGUAGAGGUAAAUGGAAUAACUAAAAACCUGCCUAUUCUCUUGAAUGGAGGUCGUGUGUCUGUCUAUGCAAGUGGAUCUCGCACAUUUGUCAGGGCUGAUUUUGGCCUGAGUGUCACGUACGAUGGAUGGAGUACAGUGUCUAUCUCUGUGCCUUCAAAUUACAGUGGACAAACAUGUGGACUUUGUGGAAACUUCAAUGGAAAUCCAAAUGAUGAGUUCCACACCCCAUCUGGAAUGAUGGUCACCACUCCACAUGAGUUUGGGACAGCUUGGAAAGCAGCAGGCAACUACACCUGCAGUGAUGGGUGUGGCUCCUCCUGCCCACAAUGCACCAAUGACUUACCUGCUAGAGCCCAAUGUGAGGUGAUUCAGGCAGCCGACGGCCCCUUCAGCUUCUGCCAUCAGCAGGUGGACUCAGCGCCAUAUGUCAAUGACUGUGUGUUUGAUGUUUGUGUGUCGGGAAAUCGAGGCCAAGAUCUUCUGUGCAGGGCCAUCCAGGCAUAUGUCAGUGCCUGUCAGUCUGCUAAUGUUCGAAUCUACCCUUGGAGACAGAACACCACCUGCAGACUUGACUGUCCAGCUAACAGCCAUUAUGAUUUGUGUGGUACCAACUGUGGCCACACUUGUGCCAGCAGCACUAAUGCCACCUGUGAAGAGGUUUGCUCUGAGGGAUGUUUCUGUGAUGAAGGCUUUGUCAGGAGUGGGACAAGGUGUGUCCCUGUGGAAAGCUGUGGCUGCCAAUAUGAGGGCUUCUACUACAAUGCUGGUGACUCCUUCUGGACAGAAGGUUGCUCCCAGAGAUGUGAGUGCCAUGCGCCCAAUGACCUGCGCUGUUCUGCUGCAUCUUGCACUCCUACACAAGAGUGCACCAUCAGAAAUGGCCAGCUGGGCUGUUUUGAUGCAUUGUCUACUUGCACUGUGUGGGGGGACCCACACUACAUCACCUUUGAUGGGGCACUGGCUCAUUUCCAGGGCACAUGCUCUUACAUCAUUACUGAGAGUGUGAGCCAUGGCACCAAUGAAACACAGUUUCAGGUAGUAGCCACAAAUAAUCACCGUGGCAACAACCGUGUGUCAUUUGUGUCAGCAGUGGAUAUAUACCUCUCAAAUCAACCAGAGAGUGCAUACAUCAGGAUUGGACCCAACAAAAGAGUAACGGUAAAUGGAAUUGAGGUAUCUCUUCCCACCACUGCAGGAACCUUAGCUCAGGUUGUGGGGCAGGGAAGCUACACAGUAGUCAAUGCCAUUGACUUGAUAGUCCAGUUUGAUGGCCAGAGUACGUUACUGGUGAGAAUCGGCCAAAACCGUCAAAACAGAGUCACCGGGAUGUGUGGAAACUUCAACAGUGACUCUGCAGAUGACAAAGUCUUGCCCAAUGGAACAUCGGCACAAAAUGACAAUGACUUUGGACACAGCUGGAAGGCACCCUCAAGCCAACCAGGAUGUGGGUCCACCGAUGAAAGGAGUGGUGAUGGGUUGGACAACUGUCCCUUUGUGGAAGAAUACUCUGAGCUCUGUGGUGUCAUCACCAAUACCAGCGGCCCAUUCAAUGCCUGUCACCUGCACUCUGACCCCCAGCCAUUUUUCAGAUCCUGUGUCUACGAUCUCUGCCUCUACACUCCAGCCAAUGGCAUGCUGUGUUCUGCAGUCUCAGCCUAUCAAAGAACCUGCUCUGUUUUGGGGUUGAACAUCCCUGAUUGGCGCACAGCUUUGCAAUGUGCUGAGUCAGACCCCUGUGAACAGCUGGACUGCACAGAUUAUGAAUGGUGUGGUGAGAAGGACGGUGUGUACGGCUGCUUCUGUGAUGAGCACCACCAUCGGCCCAACAAUGAGAGCUACGACUCGUCCAUCACUUGUGUCAGUAGUUCAGGCACCAUGUCUCUGUCGCGCUGCCAGCUGUUUGAAGCUGGCUUCCACUCUAGUGCCCUCCACCUCCAAGAAGACUCCUGCAAUGGGACUCUCCAGAAUGGACGACUGGUGUUCCACUUCAACAAUGAGGACCAGCUGUGCGGGACAACUCUCAGGAGCAAUGGAACCCAUUUCAUCUAUGAGAACACCAUCCAUGGCGCCGUGGAUCCCCAUGAAGGUCUAAUCAGCCGCCAGAGGAACAUUCAUCUGCGUUUCAGCUGUGAAUACCCUCUGGCCCAGGCCCUGUCUAUGGAUGUGGGCAUCAACCCUGUAGAGAGCGUUGUGAGGAAGAAGCUUCCAUCUGGCUAUGGACAGUAUCAUAUGAGGAUGAUCCCCUACCAGGACGCUGGCUUCCACUUCCCCCUGACCAGUGACAGAAACAUAGAAAUGGAAAUAGACCAGAGGUUGUAUGUGGAGGUGCGAACAGAAGGAGUCGAUGAACGGCAGAUCUCCACCAUUCUGGACUCUUGUUGGGCCACGCCAGUCAACAUCGCCAACUACCCUGUCCGCUGGGAUCUCAUUAGUGCAGAGUGUCCUAAUUCAGCAGAUGGUACAGUAGAGCUGGUUCAGAACGGCAUCUCCACAGUGGCCCGAUUCUCCUUCAGGAUGUUCACCUUUACCAACUUUUCAUCCAUCUACCUGCACUGCCAGGUCCACCUGUGUCUUUUAAAACACAACAACUGCUCAGCUCAUUGCUAUCCGGGUUACCACAGGCGAGUUGCGAGAGACGUAUCCUACCAUGACACUGCAGCCAUCUCACUAGGACCACUACUCCUGAAGCCAAAUGGCAGAGACAAAAUGAUGAAAACGAGCAGUGCUUCAGGCCAGUUGACCUCAGUGGUGACCCUGCUAGUCAGUUUGCUGAUUGCCAAAACUCUGACCUAUUUGAUUUGGGAGUCUGACAGAAUGGCAAGUCAAAUCAUGCUGUUUGUUCUGCUUUUGGGGAUGAUAAGUAUGGUGACUCCUCAGGUUGUAAGACCCCUCUACCCAAUAUCUGGAACCGAAAGCUCUCGAUCAGAUGAUGGAAGUUCUCCACGGAUUAACCUGCAACGACCGUUUGUCUAUUUUGGACGGACAUAUAAUCAGAUUUAUGUCAAUCACAAUGGACACUUGACAUUUGACAGUCCACUGAAUGCACAUACACCUCAAAGGUUCCCACUACAUGGAACCAGAGACUUCAUCGCUCCAUUCUGGACAGAUCUUGACAACAGGCAAAUUGGUCAGGUCUACUACAACCAAUACACCAGUGGCAGUGUCCUCCAACAAGCUACACAGGACAUUAAUGCCUACUUUCCAAGCAUGAACUUCAAUGCCAACUGGGUCUUUGUUGCAACAUGGUAUGAGGUGGCCUACUAUUCAAAUUCAGGAACACGCACAACUGUCCAAGCCGUGUUGAUCUCUGGCAGCCAGUACUCAUUUGUGCUGAUGAACUAUGGGAUAAUAGCCUCAACUAAUAAGAAUGUGCAGGCUGGCUACGAUACAAUAAACUCCACUCACCAUUUCACCAUCCCUGGAUCAUUCUCUAGCUCUGCAACAGGCAGUAACUCAAAUUUCCGCCUGAGGAGCAAUGUCAAUGUUCCCGGUUGCUGGGCCUUCCAGACAGACCACGGAUUAAGAGGUUGCACUUUCAAUGGUGAACCUGUGCAGCUUGGUGACUCAUUCUGGAGCGACAGUACCUGUGCACAGAAGUGCACCUGCACCUCAGCAGGCCUGCAGUGCCACAGCCAACCUUGCUCCUUUUCCCAAAUCUGCCGGCCUACUGCCUUUCAGUUCUCCUGCCAGACGGUGCAGAGAGGCAGCUGCACCAUAAGUGGUGAUCCACAUUACUAUACCUUCGAUGGCACAGUGUUUCACUUCCAGGGCACCUGCACUUACGUUCUCUCAGAGCAAUGUGAUCAUGGGCUGCCCUACUAUAGAGUAGAGGGCAAGAACGAGCAUCGGGGCAGCACUCGAGUCUCUUGGACACGACUGGUCAAAGUGUAUGUCUAUAAUGAAACCAUUGAGCUUGUCAAGGGACAUCAUGCUAAAGCUAAGGUUAAUGGAAACUUUGCAGCCACUCCAUUCUAUCUUAGCAAUGGCACCAUCCAGGUUUAUGAGUCAGGUUUUUCUGUGAUCAUCAGUACUGACUUUGGCUUGGAGGUAUCCUAUGACACAAAUCAUUAUGUCAGGAUCAGUGUGCCCUACAGCUACCAGAAUGCAACAUGUGGCCUGUGUGGAAACUUCAACAAUGAUCCCAGGGAUGACCUUCGAACCCGCCGAGGCGAGGUCGUGAGUUCUGAUGUGGUUUUUGCCAACAGUUGGCAAGCAUCAGGGGAUAAUGAGCCUGGUUGUGAGGCGCAGUGUGGAGGUCUGGACUGUGCUGCCUGCACUGAGGCUCAGACAGAUUUAUACAGCAGUACUGCCCAUUGUGGUAUCCUACAGAGCAGUUCUGGACCUUUUGCUGCUUGCCGUCAACAACUUCCCCCACAGACCUUUGUGGAGAGCUGUGUGUAUGAUCUGUGUGUAGGAGGAGGGUACCAGCCCAUUCUGUGUCAAGCCCUAAAUGUGUAUGCAAGUCAGUGUCAACAGAAUGGUAUACAGCUGCCAAGCUGGAGGAGACAAGGCUUCUGUGAAAUCCCCUGCCCAGCCAACAGUCACUUUGAGUCCCAAGGGACAGGAUGUCCAGCUACCUGUGUCAAUCCCAAUUCUACCUACAACUGCCCUCUCCCUGCCCAGGAGAGCUGCAUCUGCAAUUCAGGCUACAUCCUCAGUGCUGGGGUCUGCGUCCCGCAUGCUGAAUGUGGCUGCAGCUUUGAGGGUCGCUACUACCGCUCUGGAGAAACUGUAAUACUAGAUGAGAACUGUGGGCGACAUUGUAGCUGCAAUUAUGGCUCCAUGACUUGUCGCCCCCAUGGUUGUGGUCCACUAGAGUCUUGCAGGGUGGUGGAAGGAGAAAGAGGAUGCAGACCUGACAGCUAUGCAACAUGCUGGAUAAGGGGCCCAGGGUCAUAUCAUACGUUUGAUGGACUCACAUAUCAGUAUCCUGGGGCAUGUCGAUUGACCCUUGCCAAAGUGAUGGGAUUGUCUAGUCAUCCACACUUUGUGGUGACAGCAAAAAAAGUGCCCAGAGGCCAGCAGGGUUUUGCCAGGGUACUAAAGUUUGAGGCAGAGGGCACAUACGUGUCCAUUGAGAUGGCAAGUAGCAGCAAAGUACAGGUCGACGGUCAGCUCAUCAGACUACCUUUCAGUUCAGCGUCCAAUAGAAUCCAAAUCUACCACAGCAGCAUUCACAGUAUCAUCGUUCGCACCUCCUUUGGUGUAACUGUGCAGACAGUCUGGCCUCACUUUGUGCGUGUCACUGCACCUGGUAUCUACAAUGGCUCACUAGGGGGACUAUGUGGUAAUUACAAUGGUCAGCCACAUGAUGACUUCCGCACACCCAAUGGCAUCCUGGUCAGCAGCUCUCAGGUCUUUGGGGACAGUUGGCGAGAUGGCUCCCUCGCUGCACACUGCGUGGAAAGUGUAAAUCAUAAUUCUACAACAAAUUACAAUUCUAGUGAGUACUGUGGCAUUCUUGACUCACCGCAUGGGCCGUUUGCCCAGUGUUGGGCCAUGGUGGACCCACAGCAGCAUGUGGAUGUAUGUGUGGAGAUCCUUAGAGCCUCUAGAGAUCCAGCAUCAGCACUAUGUGAGCUCCUACGAGAUUAUGCACUAAUGUGUCAACAGAAGGGCGUUGCCCUAGGACACUGGAGGAAUGCAACUGGCUGUGAGCAAAACUGUCCUCUAAACAGCCAUUAUGAACUCUGUGGAACCUCUUGUCCUUCCGCCUGCCCCAGCCUUUCCUUUCCUUUCGCCUGUGACACUGUGUGCCAGGAUGGGUGCCAGUGUGAUGAUGGCUUUGUCCUCAAUGGCAACCAGUGCGUGCCACCAACAGAUUGCGGAUGCUAUCACCAAGGACGCUAUCGGCAAGGUGGCGAACACUUCUGGGAUGAUGAGGAAUGUCAGAGCUUGUGUAGCUGUAAUGGCACUACUGGGGCAGUCCACUGUAUCCCCAACUCCUGUGGUCCCCAGGAGUCCUGCCGUGUGGUGGGGGGUGAGUUUGGCUGCCAUUCCAACCCUCAUGGCACCUGCUCUGCCUCUGGAGACCCCCACUACCUUACCUUUGAUGGCAAGGCCUAUGACUUCCAGGGAACCUGCCAUUAUGUUUUGGCGACCCUUUGUAACGCCACAGAUGGUCUCCACCAAUUUUCUGUUGAAGCUAAGAAUGAGCCAUGGGGUGGGUUGCCAGUUUCAAUCACAGCUGAAGUUUUUGUGAAUGUGUGGGGCUAUCAAGUGCAUAUUUCAAGCGAGAGAAGUGGUGUGGUUCAAGUGAAUGGAGAAACUAGAAACUUGCCUGUUCUCUUGAACGGAGGUCAUGUAUCUAUCUACGCAAGUGGACCUCGUGUAUUUGUCAGUGCUGAUUUUGGCUUAAGUGUCAGCUACGAUGGAUAUAGUACAGUAUUUAUUUCUGUACCUGCAAAUUACAGUGGAAAAACAUGUGGACUUUGUGGAAACUUCAAUGGAAAUCCAAAUGAUGAGUUUCACACCCCAUCUGGAAUGAUGGUCACCACUCCACAUGAGUUUGGGAAAGCUUGGAAGGUGGCAGGCAACUACACCUGCAGUGAUGGGUGUGGCUCCUCCUGCCCACAAUGCACCAAUGACUUACCUGCUAGAGCCCAAUGUGAGGUGAUUCAGGCAGCCGACGGACCCUUCAGCUUCUGCCAUCAGCAGGUGGACCCAGCGCCAUAUUUCAAUGACUGUGUGUUUGAUGUAUGUGUGUCGGGAAAUGAAGGCCAAGAUCUUCUGUGCAGGGCCAUCCAGGCAUAUGUCAGUGCCUGUCAGUCUGCUAAUGUUCGAAUCUACCCUUGGAGACAGAACACCACCUGCAGACUUGACUGUCCAGCCAAUAGUCAUUAUGAGCUGUGUGGUACUGACUGUGGCCACACCUGUGCCAGCAGCAUUGAUGCCACCUGUGAGCAGGUUUGCUCAGAGGGAUGUUUCUGUGAUGAAGGCUUCCUCAGGAGUGGGACAAGCUGUGUCCCCAUGGGAAGGUGUGGCUGCCAAUAUGAUGGCUUCUACUAUGAUGCUGGUGACUCCUUCUGGACAGAAGGUUGUUCCCAGAGAUGUGAGUGCCAUGCUCCCAAUGACCUGCGCUGUUCUGCUGCAUCUUGCACUCCUGCACAAGAGUGCACCAUCAGAAAUGGCCAGCUGGGCUGUUUUGAUGCAUUGUCUACUUGCACUGUGUGGGGGGACCCACACUACAUCACCUUUGAUGGGGCAAUGGCUGAUUUCCAGGGCACAUGCUCUUACAUCAUUACUGAGAGUGUGAGCCAUGGCACCAAUGAAACACAGUUUCAGGUAGUAGCCACCAAUAAUCACCGUGGCAACAACCGUGUGUCGCUUGUAUCAGCAGUGGAUAUAUACCUCUCAAAUCAACCAGAGAGUGCAUACAUCAGGAUUGGACCCAACAAAAGAGUAACGGUAAAUGGAAUUGAGGUAUCUCUUCCCACCACUGCAGGAACCUUAGCUCAGGUAGUAAUGCAGGGAAGCUACAUAGUAGUUAACGCCAUUGACUUGAUAGUCCAGUUUGAUGGCCAGAGGACUUUACUGAUCAGGAUGGGCCAAAACCGCCAAAAUAGAGUCACCGGGAUGUGUGGAAACUCCAACAGUGACCCUGCAGAUGACAAAGUCUUACCCAAUGGAACAUUGGCACAAAAUGACAAUGACUUUGGACACAGCUGGAAGGCACCCUCAAGCCAACCAGGAUGUGGAUCCACAGAUGAUGAGAGUGGUGAUGUACUGGACGACUGUCCCUUUGUGGAAGAAUACUCUGAGCUCUGUGGUGUCAUCACCAACACCAGCGGCCCAUUCAGUGCCUGUCACCUGCACUCUGACCCCCAGCCAUUUUUCAGAUCCUGUGUCUACGAUCUCUGCCUCUACACUCCAGCCAAUGGCAUGCUGUGUUCUGCAGUCUCAGCCUAUGAGAAAACCUGCUCUGUUUUGGGGUUGAACAUCCCUGAGUGGCGAUCGGCAUUGCAAUGUGCUGAGUCAGACCCCUGUGAACAGCUGGACUGCACAGAUUAUGAAUGGUGUGGUGAGAAGGACGGUGUGUACGGCUGCUUCUGUGAUGAGCACCACCAUCGGCCCAACAAUGAGAGCUACGACUCGUCCAUCACUUGUGUCAGUAGUUCAGGCACCAUGUCUCUGUCGCGCUGCCAGCUGUUUGAAGCCGGCUUCCACUCUAGUGCCCUCCACCUCCGAGAUGAAUCCUGCAAUGGGACUCUCCAGGAUGGACGACUGGUGUUCCACUUUAACAAUGAGGACCAGCUGUGUGGGACAGCUCUCAGGAGCAACGGGACCCAUUUCAUCUAUGAGAACACCAUCCAGGGCGAUGUGGACCCUCAUGAGGGCCUCAUUAGUCGUGAGAAGAGCAUCCACCUACACUUCUCCUGUGAAUACCCUCUGGCCCAGGCCCUGUCUAUGGAUGUGGGCAUCAACCCUGUAGAGAGCAUCGUGAGGAAGAAGCUUCCAUCUGGCCGGGGUCGCUAUCAUUUGAGGAUGAUCCCCUACCAGGACGCAGGCUUCCUCUUCCCCCUGACCAGAAGCAGGAACCUAGAAAUGGAAAUAGACCAGAGGUUGUACAUCGAGGUGCAGACAGAAGGAGUCGAUGAACGGCAGAUCUCCACUAUUCUGGAUUCAUGCUGGGCAACACCUUUCAAUGACGCCAGCUACCCUGUCCGCUGGGAUCUCAUCACCACAGAGUGUCCUAAUUCAGCAGAUGGUACAGUAGAGCUGGUUCAGAACGGCAUCUCCACAGUGGCCCGAUUCUCCUUCAGGAUGUUCACCUUUACCAACUUUUCAUCCAUCUACCUGCACUGCCAGGUCCACCUGUGUCUUUUGAGACACAACAACUGCUCAGCUCAUUGCUACCCGGGUUACCACACAAGAGUGGCAAGGGAUAUUUCCCAUCACGACACUGCGGCCAUCUCACUAGGACCGCUAAUCCUGAAACCAGAUGAAACCAGAAUGAAAACGAGCAGUGCUUCAGGCCAGUUGACCUCUGUGGUGACCCUGCUAGUCAGUUUGCUGAUUGCCAAAACUCUGACCUAAAGAGAUCAAAGAUAGGCACACAUUCAGCAAACAAAUGAAUAUAUACAUAUUGCACCACGACAUAUUAAUCAUUCAGCAGUAGCUUAAUCACUUUGCAUAGAUGUAGUAAUGGUCAGUUAUUUUUCUCUGUUGUGAGCCACUAAAAAGUGGAAUGAAAUUUUUGAUAGGAGCAGUGCUGGUGCAGACCUGAAAAAGUUAUGGAUGUUACAGAAUAUUUGGAAAUACAUACCCUAAAUUGCUCCUGAUCUUGUCUAAAGUGAUCGAGUGGUAGUUUUUCGUUACAACAUUAGAGGGCAGCAUAAGAUCAAAUACACAUAUGGCUCUGUUUGCAUGAAACUUAUGUUCACUUACUUUCGCUCACCUUUUUGUAUUUAGUAUAAUAUUUUUAAGUUUUAUCCUCUUGCAGUGACUUUUACUAUCAUUAAAUCAAUAUUUCAUUAGUGAUAAUCAUUCAUAAUGAACAUGAAAAUGAUAAAUGAUUACCCGAGGUCUCUGAUGCUUAUUGACAUUUUUGACUGUGAAUAAUGUGUGAACUUUCUACAUUUAAAAAAUAAAUAAAAAUGGUAUUUACUUAAA